Saccostrea echinata is the source of this 1041-nucleotide messenger RNA. RefSeq names its product neuronal acetylcholine receptor subunit beta-3-like. Gene Ontology annotation, molecular function: transmembrane signaling receptor activity; extracellular ligand-gated monoatomic ion channel activity; neurotransmitter receptor activity. Gene Ontology annotation, cellular component: synapse; membrane; neuron projection. The record is from RefSeq and is a predicted model, not a curated record. Bases 1 to 1041 code for a protein of 346 amino acids. The transcript is spliced from 2 exons. Lineage: Eukaryota; Metazoa; Mollusca; Bivalvia; Ostreida; Ostreidae. Gene Ontology annotation, biological process: regulation of membrane potential; signal transduction; chemical synaptic transmission.
AUGGAACUAUUUGUAAUGGGACUUCUCUAUUGUUCUAUUUUGUUUGGAAUGGUGAGAGCAUACACUCUGACAGACGAACAGAAUUUACGAACAUCACUGUUGACGGGUUAUGAUAGUGAGUUAAGACCAGGGACUGACAGAGCAUUUCGCCUUGAUAUAAACACAUCCUUCUAUCUGUUUUCUAUAAAUGAGUUUGAUCUGAACACAGGGAAAUUAACGCUGACUGGUUUCUUUGACACCAAAUGGUUUGACGAAAGACUUUCUUGGAAUUCAGCAAGCCACAACCAGACAAACAAAACCACAAUUCCACAGAAUAGAUUGUGGCUUCCAAAUUUUGUCAAUAUCAAUCCUUUUGAGGAAAUAAAAGGACUUGGAAAUGAUUUGGUUAGAGUACGUGUUUCGUCCUCUGGGAUUUGUGAAUGGUACGCUCUUCAAGCUUUGGAGGUUAUAUGUGAUGCUGAUGUAUCCAAUUUUCCUUUUGACACCCAGUACUGCACUUUGAAAUUCUUUAUUUGGGGUUAUGAACCAACUGAGGUAAAAGUGAAUUUCAUGUCUGCAAAUGUUAUUUUGACAUUGUAUCAAGAAAAUGGUGUCUGGGACAUUGUAUCGUCUACAACGUACACACAGGUAAACUUUUACGGAUUUGAAGAAAUAAUUGUAGGAUUUCAUUUAAAACGAAGAACAGCUUACUACGUAACAAGUCUGAUUCUGCCGAUUACAUCCUUCUCGUUGUUGAUGGGUUUUGUUUUUGUUCUUCCUCCUGAGUCUGGUGAAAGAUUGGGUUUUUCCACAACAGUUCUUUUAUCAAUCGUUCUCUAUCUUACCUUAAUCGAAGGCAUGCUUCCUGAAGCUUCAGAACCUAAUGUCUCCAUUAUUGGACACAUUCUUGUAAGCUAUGUUGUGAGUGGAGCCAUAAUUGUUGUGUUUGUUAUUCUAAGUUUUAAAAUUCAAAGCUGUUCUCGCAGAAAACCUGUCCCUCGAUUCAUUGUGAGCUUCUUUAAAUGUUGUUUUGAAGAAAAAGGUAAAGUGCAAUACUUAUAG